UUGGAAAAGGAGGAGAGAGAGGAGAAAGGGGCUAAGGGGGGCAGUGGGAGCCACGGUCCAGAGUGCCAGGGACCGCGCCGGGCCAGCCGGACCCCCGGCGGGGCAGCCGGGAGAGGCCUGGCCCCGCCUUCGGCAGAGGCACUGCACCUUUUCCAGAUCCUUGAGAUUUGUCCACUGCUGCUGCCCGAGGCCGGAGGGAAUGCUGGCUGCUCUCUGGGUAGGCGCGGGUGCUCCUGAGCCACACUGGGAAGAACGGCGCGCCCAGCCCCAGCCCAGCCCUGGGCCCGUCAGACGCUGCAAGCAGAUAUCUGUCCAGAUUUCCACGCAGCCUCCACCCCCUCAGAGAUCGGUUUUCCUGCUUGUGGCAGCAGCUCACGAAAGACCGUGAGGGAGUACCCAUCAGUGCCUAACAAGAAGCCCGCUGCCUGGGACACCAGACAUACUCCCCCAGGACGCCUGGCCCUCCAAAGGGCCAAAGCAUGGUACCCUGAGACCUUGGCUUAGACCUAAAGGUUUCUGGCCUCUGCCCCGGACUCCCGAUCCCCAGAUCCCAGCCUAGGGACCACAAUGGGUCGUGAACAGGACCUGAUCCUCGCUGUCAAGAAUGGAGAUGUGACUGGGGUGCAGAAACUGGUGGCUAAAGUCAAGGCUGCAAAAACAAAGCUCCUUGGCUCCACGAAGAGACUCAACGUCAACUACCAGGAUGCUGAUGGAUUCUCUGCUCUCCACCAUGCCGCCUUGGGGGGCAGCCUGGAGCUCAUAGCCUUGCUGCUGGAGGCUCAGGCCACCGUGGACAUCAAAGACAGCAAUGGCAUGCGCCCCCUGCACUACGCAGCCUGGCAGGGCCGGCUGGAGCCGGUGAGGCUGCUGCUGCGGGCCUCAGCGGCCGUCAACGCCGCCUCGCUGGAUGGGCAGAUCCCACUGCAUCUGGCUGCCCAGUACGGACACUAUGAAGUGUCAGAAAUGCUCCUCCAGCAUCAGUCCAACCCGUGCCUGGUCAACAAGGCAAAGAAGACACCCCUGGAUCUGGCCUGCGAGUUUGGGCGGCUCAAGGUGGCCCAGCUGCUACUGAACAGUCACUUGUGCGUGGCGCUGCUGGAGGGUGAGGCCAAGGACCCGUGUGACCCCAACUACACCACGCCCCUGCACUUGGCUGCCAAGAAUGGCCACAGAGAGGUCAUCAGGCAGCUCCUGAGAGCUGGGAUCGAGAUCAACCGCCAGACCAAGACAGGCACGGCCCUCCACGAGGCAGCGCUGUAUGGCAAGACCGAGGUAGUCCGGCUGCUCCUGGAGGGCGGGGUGGAUGUGAACAUUCGGAACACGUACAACCAGACAGCACUGGACAUUGUGAAUCAGUUCACCACCUCCCAGGCCAGCCGAGAAAUCAAGCAGCUGCUGCGGGAGGCCUCGGGGAUCCUGAAGGUCCGAGCGCUCAAGGAUUUCUGGAACCUCCACGAUCCCACUGCUCUCAAUGUGCGGGCAGGGGAUGUCAUCACGGUGCUGGAGCAACAUCCCGACGGCCGCUGGAAGGGCCACAUCCACGAGAGCCAGAGGGGCACGGACCGUGUGGGCUACUUCCCCCCAGGCAUCGUGGAGGUGGUCAGCAAGCGAGUGGGCGUCCUUGCGCCCCGCCUCCCGUCGGUGCCCACCCCCCUCCGCCCAGGCUUCUCUCGGACACAGCAGCCCCCUGCCGAUGACCCCCUGCACUCUCUGACCUAUGGCCAGCUCCCGCGUGUGGGCCUCAGCCCAGACAGCCCAGCAGGUGACAGGAAUAGCGUGGGCAGCGAGGGCAGCGUGGGCAGCAUCCGCAGUGCCGGCAGCGGGCAGAGUUCCGAGGGCACCAACGGCCAUGGCACUGGCCUUCUUAUUGAGAACGCUCAGCCUCUGCCUUCCCCGGGAGAGGACCAGGUGUUGCCAGGACUGCACCCCCCAUCCCUGGCAGACAACCUGAAUCACCGCCCUCUGGUCAGCUACCACUCUGGGGAACAGCUCUUCACCCAGGACGUGAGGCCGGAGCAGCUGCUGGAGGGGAAGGACGCACAGGCCAUUCAUAACUGGCUGAGUGAGUUUCAGCUGGAAGGCUACACCGCCCACUUCCUGCAGGCUGGCUACGACGUGCCAACCAUCAGCCGCAUGACGCCUGAGGACCUGACGGCCAUCGGGGUGACCAAGCCUGGGCACAGGAAGAAGAUCGCCUCAGAGAUCGCUCAGCUCAGCAUCGCCGAGUGGCUGCCCAACUACAUCCCGGUGGACCUGUUGGAGUGGCUGUGCGCGCUGGGGCUGCCGCAGUACCACAAGCAGCUGGUCAGCAGUGGCUACGACUCCAUGGGGCUGGUGGCCGACCUCACCUGGGAGGAGCUGCAAGAGAUCGGGGUCAACAAGCUCGGUCAUCAGAAGAAGCUCAUGCUGGGAGUGAAGCGGCUGGCCGAGCUUCGGCGGGGCCUGCUGCAGGGGGAGGCCCCAGCGGAAGGUGGCCGCCGUCUAGCCAGAGGCCCAGAGCUGAUGGCCAUUGAGGGGCUGGAGAAUGGGGACGGUCCGGCUGCAGCUGGCCCACGCCUCCUCACCUUUCAGGGCAGUGAGCUGAGCCCAGAGCUACAGGCAGCCAUGGCUGGGGGUGGCCCUGAGCCGCUCCCCCUGCCCCCUGCCCGCUCUCCCAGCCAGGAGAGCAUUGGAGCACGCUCACGAGGGUCCGGUCACUCACAGGAACAGCCUGCGCCCCAGCCCAGUGGUGGAGACUCCAGCACCCCACAGGAGAGGAACCUUCCAGAGGGCACAGAACGACCCCCUAAGCUUUGUUCCCCACUUCCUGGCCAAGGCCCCCCCCCUUAUGUUUUUAUGUAUCCCCAGGGCUCACCCUCCAGCCCAGCCCCAGGGCCACCGCCUGGUGCACCUCGUGCCUUCUCCUACUUGGCUGGGCCCCCCGCCACUCCUCCGGACCCACCUCGGCCCAAGCGCCGGUCCCAUAGCCUAAGCCGCCCCGGCCCCACUGAGGGCGAAGCAGAGGGAGAGGCUGAAGGGCCAGUGGGCAGUGCCUUGGGGAGCUACGCCACCCUCACUCGGCGACCCGGACGCAGUGCCCUAGCUCGGACCAGCCCUAGCCCGACUCCCGCUCGAGGGGCUCCCCGCAGCCAGUCCUUUGCCCUUCGUGCCCGGCGCAAAGGCCCCCCACCCCCACCCCCUAAACGCCUCAGCUCUGUCUCUGGCCCCACCACCGAGCCGCCUCCACUAGAUGGAAGCCCGGGGCCCAAGGAGGGGGCCUCCGUGCCCCGAAGGCGAACGCUAAGUGAACCAACCGGCCCUUCAGAGCCCCCCAGCCCACCUGCCCCAGCUGGCCCUGUGUCGGACACAGAGGAGGAGGAGCCAGGACCUGAGGGGACACCCCCAUCUCGGGGCAGCUCAGGGGAAGGGCUCCCGUUUGCCGAGGAGGGGAACCUGACUAUCAAACAGCGGCCGAAGCCAGCUGGCCCCCCACCCCGGGAGACGCCUGUGCCCGCUGGCCUCGAUUUCAACCUCACAGAGUCAGACACUGUUAAGCGGAGGCCCAAAUGCCGGGAAAGAGAGCCGCUGCAGACGGCACUUCUGGCCUUCGGAGUGGCCAGUGCCACACCCAGCCCCUCUACCCCCCUGCCCUCCCAGCCCCCCAGUGAGGCCCCCUCCUCAGCUUCUCCCAGCCCUCCCCGGCCUGACCCUAGCAGCCUUCCAACUCAGGGAGCUCCAGCCCCUCUUUCUUCCGGCUCCCCAGCCCAGCCCCUUGCUCCCCCCUGCCCUGGGCCUGCUCUGGAAACCUCGGUGGGGAAUCGGCGGCACGGGGAGACUGAGCCCCCAGCUUCCCCCGCUGCCCUCAUCAAGGUGCCAGGUGCAGGAACAGCCCCCAAGCCUGUGUCUGUGGCCUGCACCCAGCUGGCAUUUUCCGGCCCUAAGCUGGCUCCUCGGCUUGGCCCCCGCCCCGUGCCCCCUCCCAGGCCCGAGAGCACUGGAGCCGUGGGCCCUGGCCGGGCCCAGCAGAGACUGGAACAGACCAGCUCAUCGCUGGCAGCUGCAUUACGGGCCGCAGAGAAGAGCAUUGGCACAGAGGAACGAGAAGGCCCUCCCGGCACCUCCACCAAGCACAUUCUGGACGACAUCAGCACCAUGUUUGAUGCCUUGGCCGACCAGCUGGAUGCCAUGCUGGACUGAGACCCUCUGGCGGCCUUCAGCGGUGCCCAUUGGGACCUGUGGCGUCUGUUGCCUUUGCCCCCAAGAAGGGUACCCCCUGCUGCUCCAAGCCAGUGGGGCCCGGCAGCACUGCAGCUCCAGGGGGCGGUCUCCAUGACAGGCUCAGGGGACUUGUCCGAACCGUGCCUGUCCACAGGGCGCCCUCCCACUGUGUAAUCUGACCAGACAGCCCUGCCCCUGGGGACAGGGACCCUGGUAAGAGCCUCCUCCGCUCUGCCACCACCUCUGGUGUCUCAAGACCCUGUGCCGAGGACCUACUGACACUGCUGUGCUGUGCCGUCCUGGCGCUCUGAAAGCUGUGUGUCUGACCCAGUUCCCACAGGGGUACACAGGACAUGUAAAUAGGCAGCUGGGGGCUUGCUGUCAGCGGUGAUGGCGGUGCCCAGGCCAGCCCCUGCCCCUGACCCUGUCUGCCCUCAGUGAGGCACAGCUGAUGGGCGUGGGGGCGGGGGGAUGAACAGAUCCCCAAAGUCCAAACUUUUUCAACUGUAAAUGUUAUUUUUUAAGCAGAGAGAAAUGCAUAUAUUUUAAAUGGAAUUUAUUCUAUCUAUAACCACCUGAGAGGACACAGGGGAAGGGGCUUCGGACCACAGCAAGAGUGCCCACUGUCCACCUCGGGGCUGGCAGCCUGAUCUGGAUUGGCCCAGGCCCUGGCUCUGUAACCAUUAACCUCUUCUCCCAACUAACACCAAUGAAAGUGUCAUUCCAUGUGA
Molecule: messenger RNA, 4928 nt
Organism: Hyaena hyaena (striped hyena)
Lineage: Eukaryota; Metazoa; Chordata; Mammalia; Carnivora; Hyaenidae
Gene: CASKIN2
Product: CASK interacting protein 2
Exons: 21
Coding region: 568-4176 (1202 amino acids)
Molecular function (GO): protein binding
Source: RefSeq, a predicted model, not a curated record